Naegleria fowleri is the source of this 4425-nucleotide messenger RNA. RefSeq lists its product as uncharacterized. Bases 1 to 4425 code for a protein of 1474 amino acids. The transcript has a single exon. Gene Ontology annotation, molecular function: small GTPase binding; actin binding. The record is from RefSeq and is a predicted model, not a curated record. NCBI's taxonomy places the organism in Eukaryota, Heterolobosea, Eutetramitea, Acrasida, Naegleriidae. Gene Ontology annotation, biological process: actin cytoskeleton organization.
AUGCCACAAGAGGAAUCCAACAAAUCAAAGGGUUCAUCAACAACUCUCGGAGUGAGCACAAAACUCCAAAUUGAUUCCUCUGAAUCCAUUUCUCGUACCUCUCAUGAUAGUAGCUCGAAUCGACAUUCGACUUCAUCCAAUCCAUCUCCAAGAGAUGGCAACCAUGAUAGUACCUCUACGGCAAACGGCGGUGACCAGAAGAAAAAGAAGAAUAUAUUUUCCAGAAUGUUUGGAAAAUCGAACAAGGAAGGUAAAGAGAAUAAUUCAUCAUCCUCUGCAACCUCUCAUUCAACAACAACAACAACAACAUUCGAGGAAAAUGUGUCAUCAUCGACCGCGACGACAACAUUAAAUGUUUCACAACAAACAAAUUCCUCGUCUCCAUCAAGAGUAUCAUUUGCAAAUAUUCCAAAUGAAACAGGCUCCGAGAAUGCUCACAGCUCUCCAACUGCUCAUCAAUCAAGAAGAAGACAUGGAUCCUUAUUUACGCCAGGUAGUAACCAUUCAAGUCCUCUUGUAUCGAAUCGAAAUCAACAAUCAGUGUUAUCCAACACGAGUUCUCCAAAUACAACACCAGCUCGAUUGGGAGAAGAUUCAUUGUCUCCUCCUCUUCCUCCACCUACUGUGAGAACUCCACCACAAAAUCGAAUGACUGUCAAUUUGGGUACUGGUGGUCAGAUUUUUGAGAGAUUACCUGCCAUGGUCAAUCGACAGAGUGCAAAUUUCCAAAAGUUGAUGGGUGGAAUGUUCGGAAAGAAGGAAACUUUAACAAAAGAAGAGGAAGAAGAUAAGCUCAUUCGUGAACAUCAUUUGAAUAAGCAAGAACAAGCAGUUUUGAAAGCCAUUAACUCAGAACCAACUGUGUUGAUUGAUAAAUUUAUGAAAAAAGGUUUUGAUUUGAAUCACUUGAAAACCCUCAACGAAGUUUUGGAUAUUGUUUCAAAAUUGGCAGCAGCAGAAGAAGGCACAGAAAAUGCAGUGACUGAGGACGACUGUAAAUAUACAUUGUGGUUGAAUGAAUUUUUGGAUAAAGGAGGAUUGGACGCCAUCAACGAUUGUUUGGCUUCGUCAGCUCUCAUUUCCGCUACAUCCAACAUUUCCGAUGAAGAAAAAGAAUUGAAAGAAGUUUAUUGUCUCAAAGUUUUGGAAACGAUUUUGAACUCUUCCGAUUAUGCAAGAAAGACAUUGAUCAAGAAAAAGGAUUUGUUGAGAACAAUGGUUCUCGUUCUCGAUUCAAAAUCAUUGGAUUUGAGAGCACAAAUCUUACUCUUACUUUCUGUCAUUAUGAAUUUGACCAUUGAAGACAUUGAUGGCUAUGAAUUAAUUAUGGACGCAUUCACCAAUUUCAAACUCAUCAAAAGAGAACCAAAAAGAUUUCAUUUCAUUGUGGAUAGCUUGAACUUUUUAUCGAGCGAAGAAUUGGAUGUUGAUGACAUGUUAAACGGAACCAUUGCAAGCUAUGUGUUGACAUGUCUUGUAUUUUUCAAUUCACUCAUUACCGUUGCUCGAAAUGAAGGUGUGAAAAUUGCAUUGAUGCGUGAAUUGAGAAAACUCGAUCUGCAUCUCUGUUUGAAACAUAUCCAAUUGAAGUACGAGGUUCUUCAAGAAGAACAAGCCAUUGAUCCCGAAGACGAUGACUCAACCAUUUCCAACAUUGUUCUUCAAAUUCGAUUAUUUGAUAACGUAUUUCAUGAAGUUUUUGAAGAUGUUGACAACAAAACAGCAUUUGUUUUCGAAUUGGAUAAUGUCGACACAAGUGAUGCUACCGAAAUGACCAGAGCCAUUUCCAGCUAUUUGUCAUCCACUACUGUCUGUACUCCCAUCGGUGAAGAUGCAAUUGUCAAUGCCCAUGACAGUUUCAUCAAUAUCAUGAAUUCUCUUUUGAGAUUUACUAAAUAUAUUGCAAUUAGUCAGAGUAAGGGAGUAAGCGUUGAAGAAGUGAACAAUCAAUGGAAAACCAUUGACAUGCUAUUGAAAGCAGCCAUCAAAGAAGAUAAAGCAAGUUUCACAACACCCAAAGAAAUCGAAUUGGAUGGACUCGUCAAGAUUCAACAACGAACCAUUCUCGACUUGGAAAGCGAAAUUAAAAACACAAAGAAGGAACUCUUUCAAGCUCAACAAGAAAUUGAAAAACGAAACAAGGAAGAGGAGGCUAAAAAGAAGAAGGAAAUGUUCAGCACCUUCAUGAAUAAGGUUUCUGCCAUGUCAAAGGAAGAAGUUCUCAAAUCAGAAUUGGACAAAUUGAAAGAGGAAAAUACAAAACUCCAGAGUGACUUGAAAAAUCUCACCACCGAGAAGGAAGAAAUGGAAACUCGAAUCAAGGAAAUUCGUGUCAUCAAUCAACGUGCGUUACGAAUGGAAGAAUUCUUAAAGUCACGAAAUUUAACACUUCCAGAUGAAAAUGAAAGUGUCACUAGUCAUGGAGGAUCCGCCGUACCUCCACCUCCAGGCAUGGGUAGUAAUAUUCCUCCACCACCUGGAAUGAAUGGUGGCGUCUUAGUUCCUCCACCUCCUCCAGGAUCAAUUCCAAUGCCACCUGGAAUGAAUGGUGGUGUCCCUCCACCACCUGGAAUGACUGGAGGCGUGCCUCCUCCUCCACCUGGAAUGAACGGUGUUCCUCCUCCACCUCCAGGAUCAGUCCCUAUGCCACCUGGAAUGGGUGGCGGUGUUCCAAUGCCACCAGGCGCAUUCGGAGGAGCUGCAAAACCAGCUCUUCCAAAACUGCCAACUGUCAAACCAAAGAAAAAGACAAAGGUAUUCUUCUUUGAUGCAAUUCCUUCCUCGAAUAUUCAACAAACCAUUUUCAUUAAGAAUGGAAUUGCACAAAAGACAAAUGAAUUAAUUGCCAAGAUGGAUCUAGGAAAUAUUGAGGAAACUUUUGAAAAAGUUGAAGAAAAAGUCAUUGAUGCCAAUGCUCCACCUGGAAGUGCAAAGAAGAAAGUUGAAGAAGUAAUUUUAAUUGAUGGAAAACGUUCAAACAAUAUUUCUAUUCAAUUCUCUGCGCUUAGAAAGUUGGACGCUUCUGAAUCUGACGAAGAUAAAUGCAAGAGAUAUAAAAAGGCAAUUAUUGCAAUGGAUGAGAAAACGGUCGACGAAAAUAAUAUUGAAGUGUUGACUGGAUGUAUGCCACUCGAUGAAGAAAUUAAGAUUGUGAAAGACUAUCUCACUAAAAAGGACGAAGAACCUACUUCACCAACCGAAGACGACGGAGUUAAAAAGAUUUUACCAAUGGCAGAAACAUUCUUUACCCAUUUGCUUGACAUUCCCUCUCCUUUACUUCGUUUGCAAUCUUGGGAAUUUAAAUUGAAGCUAAAUUCAAGAAUUGGAAUUCGUACGAAAUUGGAUUGUAUUAUUGAUGGUUGCAAGGAAUUGCAAGAGAGCACAAAAUUGCAUGAUAUUUUGGCCAUUAUUCUUACCAUUGGUAACUAUAUUAAUCAACAUUCACCCAACAAGAAAUUGCAAAAUCUGUAUGGAUUCAAGAUUAGUUCUCUCGAGAAAAUGAGUACCAUGAAGGGUAGAGAUCCAAAACAAAACAUGUUGCAAUUCCUUGUCCAAGUUUGUGAAGAUAAUUUCCCAGAUUUGAUAAGUGUCACAGAUGAGCUCAAAUCCGUCGGCACUUGCACACGUUUACAAUUACCUCCAAUCGAUCAAGAUAUUAAGAAAUUCCAAGAGGAUAUCAAGCAAACAAAAUCCUUCUUUGACCAAAUGUGUAAACUCGAUAGAGAAGGAAAGUUAGAUCCUGAAGAUCGUUUCAUUUCAGUCAUGGAAGAUUCCAUCUCUUCCGCACAAAGCCAAAUGGAAAUUAUUGUACAGAAACGUCAAAAAGUUGAAGAAAACUUGAAACUUACAGCAGCAUUAUUCGAUGAAAAAGCUCAAGAUCUUCUCGAAAAACCAGAUGUCUUCUUCAAUCAAAUUUAUCAAUUUUUGGACAAUAUGAAGAAAGCUCAAAUUGAAUUGAAAGCCAAACGUGAAAAGGAAGAGAAAGAACAACAAAAGAAAGCUCAAGAAGAAGCUAAAAAGAAGACUGAAAAACAAUUAGGACUUGACAAGAAGAAGGAACUUUUAAUGCAACGAAAGAAGGCGGCUGCCACCACAACAGCCACCAAAUUGCUGACAAGAACAGUGAAUCUCACUCCACAAUCUCCAUCCUAUGACAUUUCUACAAAAACGAAAAAUUCACUACUUUCCACAAUUUCCCUAAAAUCUCCAAUUCCAGAACAAGAAGAACCGUCUCACUUGUUAUCAGUUCUUGAAAAACAACAAGAAGAAAAAAAGAAAUCGAACAAUUUCUUUGCAGGUUUAAUGCAAAUGUCAAAGAAAGAAGAAAAACCAAUUGAAAGAAGACCAACUUUGAUGAGUUUGAUGGCCAAAGGUUUGACAGAUGGUUCUCUCAUGAAAGCAAAACAAGAAAAAAAGAUGUAUUAA